GGCCAUCCAUUUUCCUGUCGUCUGUUAUCCGCGCACUAAUGAAGGCGUUGAUACUAAUCGGCGGUUAUGGCACUAGAUUACGUCCCUUAACACUUAGUAUUCCCAAACCCCUAGUCGAAUUCGCAAACAAACCAAUGUUACUACAUCAAAUCAAAGCUUUACUUGAAGUUGACAUUACUGAAAUUAUCCUUGCAAUCAACCGUGAAGCUGAAGUUUUGGAAUCGAGUAUAAGAGAAAGUUGUGAUAAAGUAAUCCAAAACACCAGUGUAAAAAUUGUUUUCUCUUACGAAAAAGAAGCACUGGACACAGGAGGUCCACUUGCACAGGCAGCGCCAUUUUUAGCAGGGGAAAGGUUUUUUGUUCUAAACAGCGAUAUCAUUUGUAAUUAUCCUUUCAAAAGAAUGCUAGAAUUCCACAUAUCUCAUGGAAAAGAGGGUACAAUGGCAGUCACAAAAGUUGAAGAGCCAUCAAAGUAUGGUGCUGUGGUGCACAAUGAUCAAACAGGUCUUGUAAAACGUUUUGUUGAAAAACCAUCGGAAUAUGUCGCUAACAGAAUUAACGCUGGACUCUACAUUUUUGAGCCUACCAUUCUCAAGCGUAUCGAGGCCAAGCCGAUGUCCAUUGAAACAGCUGUUUUUCCAGCAAUGGUGAGGGAUUCUGAACUGUACUGCAUUGAGUUCUCAGGGUUUUGGAUGGAUAUUGGUCAACCUGCAGAUUAUCUAACGGGCAUGCGACUAUAUUUGGGCCAUUUAUAUGAAUGUAAAUCACCUUUGUUAACAGUUGAUCCAAAUUUGAUAGGAAAUGUUCUUGUCCACGAAACUGCAAAAAUAGGUCACGGUUGUCGAAUAGGCCCUAAUGUGACCAUUGGUGCAGGUGUCAUAAUUGAAGAUGGCGUACGUAUAUCUAACUCAGCUAUCUUUUCAAAAUCAAUCAUCAAAUCUCACUCUUGGUUAAAUAAUUGUAUUGUUGGCUGGAGAUCAGUUGUUGGAAAAUGGGUAAGAAUGGAAAAUGUUACAGUUCUAGGAGAAGAUGUAACUGUGAAAGAUGAACUCUUCCUUAAUGGAGCACUUGUUCUUCCUCAUAAUUCAAUAUCACAAUCUGUUUCUGAACCACAUAUAAUUAUGUAAUCUAAUUUCUAUUUUUUUUAAAAUAGUAAAUCUAGUAUAUUGUAUAUGAUACUUGUCAUUCUGUAAAACAUUUUAAUUUAGUUAUCAGUUACUGUGAAUUUGUAAACACUUUAAACAAUGUCAUGUAUUAAAAUAUUUUCAAACAUGUUACAUUAGUUACAAGUUUAGUUAUAUUUAUGAAAUCUGGAUCCAUAGCUUUUAAUAUUCUAAGAAUUUUUGAACCUUUUAUUCCUUCAUGGGCUGCUUCUUAAUUUUCAUUGAUGUUUUUAUGCUACUUAAUUAUUAUUAUUAUUACUGAUUUCUGUGGGGGGUAUUUUUUUCUUUCUAAUUUUAUGUGAAAUUUUUAAGGAAGACUAUAGAAUUUAAUUCAUUUUAGUAACAUUGAUAAACAAUCAUAAAUACGAAAGUUUGGUUUUAUAAUUUAAUUUUAUGAAAUAUUCAUUGAUAUUCAUUUUCAAUAAGUAUUUUUUGUUACAGUGUCAUCUCUUCUGUUGAUAAUGUUCGAAAUAAGAAUCCAUC
Molecule: messenger RNA, 1646 nt
Organism: Schistosoma margrebowiei
Lineage: Eukaryota; Metazoa; Platyhelminthes; Trematoda; Strigeidida; Schistosomatidae
Source: the annotation of a GenBank genome assembly